Molecule: messenger RNA, 1341 nt
Organism: Rotaria sordida
Lineage: Eukaryota; Metazoa; Rotifera; Eurotatoria; Philodinida; Philodinidae
Source: the annotation of a GenBank genome assembly
AUGUGGCAAGAAUUGAUAUAUGUGGAACGUGUGACUGAUGGUCAAAAGUUUCCUUUAAAAACUUAUUCAAAUGGAUCGCUAUAUAAACCUGAAUGCGGUUCUCUUCUUAUAUAUCUUCGUAGUGAAGACUCACCAUAUGAUCAUGUUGCUGUUAUAUGUAAAGUUCAAGAAAGUUUUAUUCGUGUAUGUGAACAAAAUUAUCAAUUUCAUUAUUGGUCAAGUAAUUAUGCUCGUCAAAUUCCAAUGAUAUAUCGAAAUGGUCUUUAUUAUAUUGAAGAUAAUUAUGAUGCUUUUGAUCAUGAUUAUUCGCCAUCCUAUGUUGAUAAUCCAAAAGAAAUGUUUCUUAUGCAAUCCAAUGACAAAAAUGUUUGUUAUUAUAAAGCAAAUGAAGAUUUUUUUGAAACUAUUAGUAGUACGUCAAAUCAAUUAUAUCAAUUAUUUAUGCAAGCCACAGAUUAUAUUAUUCAUAAUGAUGAAUUUUUAACACUUUUUAAAAUACCAAACCAAUUCUGGUUACGAAUUCGAAGAUCCUGGAUAGAUGAACGUGAUUGUCAUAUAAUAGAUUAUAUGAAUUUUAAAUUUGAUGGAAAAAGUUUGAAACUAUGUCAAUAUAAAGCUAAUCGUGCAUUAACAAUGCUUCAAUCUGCUGUUGCACAAGAAAAAUGGGCUCAAAAUAUGAAUCUCGAUUAUGAUUUUAUGUCGAAUUUUCAAUUACAUUGUCUUUUAGUAAAAUAUUGGAAAAGAUUAAAUAUAAAAACUACUAUUCAUAUAUUAAUGGAUAAUGAUCAAGAAGAUUUGAAGACUAUUUUGUAUAUGAAAAAAGUAAUGAAAGAAGCAGGUAUUGAUUCAAAAUUAUGCUUAUUACAUAAUGAUCUUUAUUGGCAAGACUCAAUCAUUGUUGAUAAAGACGGAGAAAUUAUUAAUAAUGUUUGGAAAUUAUGGGAUUGGGAAACGAUCUUUCAAAAUUUUGAAGAUCGAUAUCGUAAUUAUAAAGAAGAAAAUGAAUGGGAAUCAGUAAAUAAUGAACGUCCAUGUAUAAGUGAUAUUCUUUUAAAUGAACAAAUCAGAAUUAUCGAACUCUUAUGGAAGUCAAUAACAAAUCAUACAGCAUUUUUAUCGAUCCUAUCUACUAUGUUUUCAAAUCAUCCUAAUAUUUCACACAAUGAAUGGAUUUCAUCAGAAAACUCAACACACAUUCCUUUAGUCAAUUGGUCGAUGGAAGAACAGAAUAAUGGAAUCGUCAUGUCAUAUGAUGAGAACAAAAGUUUUAUCAUAGACGACAAUAUAGAAGAAUAUUCGGACUAUUAUGAUAUUUCUCAGAAAAUAUUGUUAGCUGGAUGA